AUGUCAUCUAUAAGCGAGUGUUUGUUGAAAUCAGUGGCCCCAACCAACAUUGAGCCUCGUUCUCGUAGUAAAGUGACUGUUAUAGGUGUUGGAAUGGUUGGAAUGGCUGCAGCAUUCUCUACCAUGCAAGUAGCAGGAGAACUCGCACUCAUCGAUGUCGUAGCAGAUAAGGUUAAAGGAGAAGUUCUUGAUCUACAGCAUGGUCAACAGUUUAUUGGCAGGUGCAAAAUCGAUGGGGGGACCGACUACAAAUACUCUGCGAAUUCAGAUAUUGUCGUCAUCACUGCUGGUGCCAGACAAAACGAAGGAGAAUCACGACUGAAUCUUGUUCAGCGUAACGUUGAUAUAUUCAAGAAAAUAAUACCAAAUGUUGUCAAAUACAGUCCGAACUGCAUCAUAGUUGUCGUAUCGAACCCUGUCGAUAUUUUGACAUAUGUAGCUCGAAAAUUGAGUGGAUUUGAAGCUCAUAGAGUAAUUGGGACCGGAACCAUGCUUGACUCGGCAAGGUUUCGUUUUCUGUUAGGUGAAAAAUUGGGAGUGUCUGCCAAUUCUGUUCACGGAUAUGUAAUUGGUGAACAUGGUGACUCGAGUGUUGCUGUUUGGAGUAAUGUGAAUGUUGCUGGAGUUCGGCUUUCUUCUCUAAAUCCAAAGAUAGGAUGCAAAGAUGAUCCUGAGAAUAUGGAAGAAAUACACAAACAAGUUGUUCAGAGUGCUUAUGACAUCAUUCGCUUGAAAGGUUACACCUCAUGGGCGAUCGGGUUGACAUGUCGAUCACUUUUCAAAGGAAUUCACGGGAUAGAAGAGGAUGUUUAUUUGAGUUUACCAUGUCUUGUUACUUCAGCUGGAAUCAGUCAUUUGAUUCCUCUUGAACUCAGUGCGGAUGAAUUGUGUAAACUGAGAAAAAGUGCUGCGACUCUGAAUGAAGUUAUAACAAAAAUCAAAUGGUAA
Molecule: messenger RNA, 948 nt
Organism: Schistosoma spindalis
Lineage: Eukaryota; Metazoa; Platyhelminthes; Trematoda; Strigeidida; Schistosomatidae
Source: the annotation of a GenBank genome assembly